AUGGUUAAAGGACUUUCUCACCUUUGUAACAUUGAAGUUUGUGAGUUCAAUUCUAUGAAGGAGAUUGUGUUUAGAGACAACAAUUCAAGUGCUAAUAAUGAUAUCGCUGGUGAAAAAAUCGAGUUUCUUCAAUUGCGUUCUUUGACUUUAGAACAAUUGGAGACACUUGAUAAUUUCGCCUCUGAUUAUUUGACACAUCAUAGAAGUAAGGAAAAGUAUCAAGGUCUAGAGCCUUAUGCUUAUACUACACCAUUUUUUAAUAAUGCUCAGGUUGCAUUUCCUAAUUUGGAUGCCCUUAAAUUGAGCUCACUUCUCAAUUUGAAUCAAAUUUGGGAUGAGAAUCAUCAAUCAAUGUGCAACUUGACUAGCUUGAUUGUGGAUAAUUGUGUUGGAUUGAAGUAUUUAUUCUCCUCUUCUUUGGUUGAAAGUUUUAUGAACCUCAAACACCUUGAGAUAAGUAAUUGUCCAAUGAUGGAGGAGAUAAUAGCUAAAGAAGAUAGAAAUAAUGCAGUAAAAGAGGUUCAUUUUUUGAAAUUAGAGAAAAUCAUACUCAAGGAUAUGUACAACUUGAAGUCAAUAUGGCACCACCAAUUUGAAAAAUUGAAGAUGUUGGAAGUGAACAAUUGUACGAAAAUUGUGGUGGUUUUUCCUUCUUCAGUGCAAAACACGUAUAAUGAGCUUGAGAAGUUGGAGGUUAGAAAUUGUGAUUUAGUUGAAGAGAUAUUUGAAUUGACUUUCAAUGAAAAUAACAGUGAAGAGGUUAUGACACAAUUGAAAGAGGUUACUCUAGAUGUACUGUUCAAGUUGAAAAAGAUAUGGAGUGAAGAUCCUCAAGGAAUUCUUAGUUUUCAAAAUCUAAUAAAUGUACAAUUGGAAUAUUGUGCAAACUUGGAGUAUCUAUUACCACUCUCUCUAGCCACUCGUUGCUCACAUCUCAAGGAAGUUAGUAUAAAAUAUUGUUCGAACAUGAAGGUAAUUGUUGGAGAGGAGAAAGAAUCUAGCAUGAAUGAAGAUCCCAUAUUUGAGUUUAAUCAAUUAAGUACUUUAUUACUUUGGAACUUAUAUGAACUCAAUGGUUUCUAUGCUGGAAAUCAUAUUCUAGAAUGUCCAUCUUUGAGAGAAAUUAGUGUUUCCGGCCGUACAAAGUUGAAAUUGUUCAGAACACUAUCCAAUUUUCAUGAUGACAAACACUCUGUUUCAACGGAGCAACCACUUUUCAUUGCUGAAGAGGUGAUUCCAAACUUGGAGGAGUUGAGGAUGGAACAGGCGGAUGCUGACAUGAUAUUGAAAGCUCAAAACCCAAGUUCCCUGUUUAGGAAAAUGACCAUUCUUGGUUUGUCUUGCUAUAACACGGAAGAGGCUACAUUUCCUUAUUGGUUUCUUGAAAAUGUGCAUACUCUUGAGUCAUUAAUUGUUGAGUGCAGUUGCUUCAAGAAGAUAUUUCAAGAUAAAGGAGAAACAACUGAGAAGACUCAUCCACAUAUUAAAAGACUGACAUUGAAUCAAUUACCUGAACUUCAACAUAUAUGCGAGGAAGGAUCCCAAAUUGACCCAGUUCUUGAGUUCCUUGAAUACUUAUAUGUUCUUACUUGUUCUAGUUUGACAAAUUUGAUGCCUUCCUCUGUCACACUUAAUCAUCUGACGCAGUUGGAGAUAAUAAAAUGCAAUGGGCUAAAAUAUUUGAUCACAACUCCAACUGCACGAAGUUUGGACAAGCUCACUGUGCUGAAGAUAAAAGAUUGUAAUUCACUUGAAGAAGUAGUUAAUGGAGUAGAAAAUGUUGACAUUGCUUUUAUUAGUUUACAAAUUUUGAUGUUGGAAUGUUUGCCAAGCCUCAUCAAGUUUUGCUCUAGUGAGUGUUUCAUGAAGUUUCCGUUGUUGGAGAAAGUAAUUGUGGGGGAAUGUCCUCGCAUGAAGAUUUUUUCUGCCAGAGACACAAGCACACCAAUUCUUCGAAAAGUUAAAAUUGCAGAAAAUGAUUCAGAAUGGUAUUGGAAAGGAAACUUAAACGAUACAAUAUACAACAUGUUUGAAGAUAAGGUGGGAUUUUGUAGUUUCGAGCAUUUAAAACUAUUUGAAUAUCCCGAGUUAAAAGAGUUCUGGUAUGGCCAACUUGAGCAUAACACAUUUAGGAGUUUGAAGCAUCUAGUGGUUCAUAAAUGUGAUUUUUUAUCCGAUGUGCUCUUUCAACCUAACUUGGUAGGAGUACUGAUGAGCUUGGAAGAAUUAGAUGUUGCAGAUUGUAAUUCAUUAGAAGCAGUUUUUGAUGAAUUCACAGAAGAAAUUGCUGUGCAGAAUUCUACUCAAUUGAAGAAAUUAGAACUAUUCAAUCUUCCAAAACUGAAGCAUGUAUGGAAAGAGGAUCCACAUUACACUAUGAGGUUUCAAAAUUUAAGUGAUGUAUCUGUUGUGGAAUGUGAAAGCUUGAUAAGCCUCUUUCCACUCUCAGUUGCUAGAGAUAUGAUGCAACUUCAAAGACUUCAUGUAAGUAACUGUGGGAUUGAAGAAAUUGUUGCAAAGGAAGAAGGAACAGAUGAGAUAGUUAAAUUUGUGUUUCCUCAUUGA
Molecule: messenger RNA, 2565 nt
Organism: Medicago truncatula (barrel medic)
Lineage: Eukaryota; Viridiplantae; Streptophyta; Magnoliopsida; Fabales; Fabaceae
Exons: 5
Coding region: 1-2565 (854 amino acids)
Source: RefSeq, a predicted model, not a curated record